Molecule: messenger RNA, 3534 nt
Organism: Eleginops maclovinus (Patagonian blennie)
Lineage: Eukaryota; Metazoa; Chordata; Actinopteri; Perciformes; Eleginopidae
Gene: fa2h
Product: fatty acid 2-hydroxylase
Exons: 7
Coding region: 143-1276 (377 amino acids)
Biological process (GO): fatty acid metabolic process; lipid biosynthetic process
Cellular component (GO): endoplasmic reticulum; membrane
Molecular function (GO): heme binding; fatty acid 2-hydroxylase activity; iron ion binding
Source: RefSeq, a predicted model, not a curated record
UUAAGAGUUUACUGCCCCUGGGUGUCAGCGGUGAAGUUGAACUCUCAGUCAGUAGUCAGUUCCACGGUCCUCUGAGGAGGUCUUUCUGCUCUCCUCACUGUAUUCACUUUUCUUCAUUUUGUUUUUGUUUUUUUUAAUCAGUAUGUCUCCCUCCACGUCCCCACGGUUUUUCAAGGAGAGGGAGGUUGCCCGCCACUGCUCCAAGGACUCCUGCUGGGUGCUUCUGGGGACCAGGGUGUACGACGUGACCUCUUUCUUGCGGAUGCACCCGGGUGGGGAGGCUCUGAUACUCAGGCGGUCAGGGAAUGACGUGAGCCGAGAGAUGGAAGGACCCCCCCACCGGCACUCGGAGAACGCCCGGCGGUGGAUGGAGCAGUACUAUAUCGGGGAGCUGGACAGGGACGGCAGCACCGAUGAGGCACAGAAUCUGAGAGAGAGGAGGAAUGCCAGCGAGCAGACAGAAGAAAAGACGUCAGACCAAAAAGAGGAGGAAGAGAAUGACGCGUACAACCGCUGCAGCUCUGUGGACCUGGACAAGGAUUUGGUGGACUGGCGGAAGCCCCUUGCGUGGCAGGUAGGCCACCUCGGAGAGAAAUACGAUGCGUGGGUCCACCAGCCAGUCGACAGACCCAUCAGACUGUUUGGAAACUCUUUCCUGGAGGCCGGUACCAAGACUUCCUGGUACUGGGUACCAGUGGUGUGGCUUCCUAUUGUGUUUUAUUUCAGUUGGUACUGCUACACCACGCUGGCAAAGGGCACCACCAGGCUACAACUCACUUCAGACUUCUCUAUCCCGAUCCAUAAGUACUUGUUCCCCCUGCUCUUUCUGAUGGGCUGGUUCUUGUGGUCGUUCAUCGAGUACUGCAUCCAUCGCUUCGUCUUCCACAUGAAACCCCCGGCCCAUAACUACUAUCUCAUCACGAUACACUUCCUCCUGCAUGGACAGCACCACAAGUCUCCGUAUGACGGCGCUCGGCUGGUCUUCCCCCCAGGCCUGGCCUCCUUAGUGGUGGGAAGCUUCUAUCUAAUCCUCCUCAGCACGCUCCCGCAGAUCCUCGGGACCUCCGUGUUUGUAGGAGGACUGUGUGGCUACGUAGUGUACGAUAUGAUCCACUACUACCUUCACUACGGUUCCCCAAAGAAAGGCUCGUAUAUGUACAGCCUUAAAGCCUACCACGUCAAACACCACUUUGAGCACCAGAAAGCAGGUUUUGGAAUCACCUCCACAUUCUGGGACCACCCGUUCAACACAGUCAUUCCCGAUGAGAUAUUUUAACAGAGAAACGGCUCUCCUGAAGGGCCACAGGACUUAGCACCCAGCCCCCAUGCUACAUACACCCUUAGUCCAAUCUCUGCAGCAAUAUUUUUAUCCCUACCAAGGAGGAAGUUCUUCUUCUGAUGACUCCUGCGCAUCCGCAUCUACUCCACAGAUCCAUUUUGUAGCUUGCUACACACUUGUGAAGACCAGUCUGCAAUCUUUGUGCAGGGUUAUUAUUCCUUUCUGUGCAAUUUAUUUUUAUAACCAAAUCAACAUCUACUACUGCUGUGCUCUUCACCACAUAGCCAUUCACAAUUAUGUACAGCUGGGUGUUUGACCAUGGAUAAAAAGAGAGGAAAACACACGGAAAUUAAAAAUACACAAGUCAGAGCGCUUCUGUGUAAUUUGACUAUGGCAUUUUUAUUCAUUUGGAGGGAAUAACAUCCUGGAAUACUUUAGAAAACACUGAAGAAGGACACACACUUCGUGGUUCCACAAAAUAUCGCGAACAGCAUAACACCAUAACACCAAUGAAUGCAGACCCAUACAGUACGUGUGAAAAUGUUCACACACAAAAGAGCACACUCGAAGGACAGUGGGAAAAGGAAGUGAUAGAUGGUUGGUGAAUUUGGAAGAUGGGGAAGGGUAAGGCUUUGACAGAAAUUGUGUGUAGGGACUAGUGAACCAAUUAGGGACCAGAGAAACCCCAAAACAUUUCAAUUAUUCCUCCUCUCUAUCUACAGCCUUGAAAAAAUUCCUCUACAUUCUUUUUUCUGUCGGUCAUUAAGCUACAUAGACUGGCUGCUAUCACUCUGUUACACUGCAGGUUUGUAACCAUGCCCACCAUGGUUUUCCUCAAUAUAGUUUUUGGUUUCAGAUUUCAUUUGGCAGUUUAGACUUAAUUUAUUAACUAUAACCAAAGCUGCAGAAUUGAAAUGCUAGUGUAGGGCACUCAUGCAAUGCAACGUUAAUAUAAAGCAGAGUCCGUAAUAUCUGAAACCACUGUGGAGAUAUAUUUUUGCAAGUCCUUUGUAAUAUUCCCUCUGUUUUUUUUCCUUUUUGUCAUUAUUGAUUACACAAAAAUUAUAAAGAAAAUACUUGCUUUGUACAGAAUCGCACAAGCUUUACGUAGUCAGAGGAUGUUAAAAUGUGUCAGAAGGACAGCUGAAGGCAUGAGGCCAGCUUUUCGGACUUUUUGCUGUGGGGAUCUCGGGGUCAAAGGUCACCAUGUUAGCUAGGUGACAAAAAUUCGGAUCUUGGGAAGGUGAAUUUUAGUCUCCACCUUUAAGCCUCACUUCAUCCCUUUUAAAGCCCCUGUUUUAGCGACCCUGCAGACCCCCGCAGGAUGACGAUAGAUGAACAUCUGACUGGACAGCAGGAGGCCUUACAGUAACUGGCGGAUCCUCAAAUGUCCUUGAACACUCAACAACAUCACUGAUAACUAAAGCAGAACAAAGUUAAUUAAAAACAUUUACAAACAUGGGUAGAGCACAGUAAAAAUAUAUAAUACAACUGCAGAAAAUCAUUUGUAUUUACUUUUCUAGUGUGAAGAAAGAGUCCGAAUUACAUAAUAUAUAUGUUUAUACACGUCAAAUAAAAUGCAGAAGCUAUUGCAAAGAAUUUGGAAUAAAGAGUCAAUUAAUUAAAAUAAUUCCACUUCCAAAGCUUACUUUUCUUAAAAUUCCGAGCAGCAAUAAUAAUUAUGGCUUUAUGUCAAGAGGACUAUGGAAAAUGGGGCCACCAGUAAAACAAAAAGAAUUAUAUUUAUUUCUGAAAAUUUCAGAAAUCUGACAGUUUUCAGUUUUAGUCAGAUCUCAAAAAUGAUUUCACAUGUAGCCCUUAUCCUCAUCCAUAUUGUCACUUCCUGAUAAAAAUAAAUCAUAUCAGGUCAUUAAGAACAAUAACUGUGUCUUAAUUUGCACACUCUGCAGAUGAUAAUGAAUGUGAAAUGUAUCAUGGAGUAGGAAUUCUGUCUAACUAUAUAUGACAAAAAUGUUUCAGAAAGAACCAAAAUUAUUGUUCCUGUUGGUGAUGAAUAAUCAAUAAUAAUAAGGAGGAUGAUGAGUGUGAUGAAGAAUACUGAUUGUGCUCGGCGAAGUGAAACCAUUCCACCUGUUUAAGUGCACACAGAUCUUAUUUAUGUAUAUUUAUAUGAUACAGAUGAAAAGACAACAGCACAAACUUUACCUAUGCUUUCUAAAUCUGUUUAAUAUCUUUUAUUUUGGAAUUUCGCAAAUGCAAACAUAUUUGUAAAUAAAUGUCUGUAUAUUUCUGAA